This is a messenger RNA of Bombina bombina (fire-bellied toad), 2423 nucleotides long. RefSeq names its product GTP binding protein 4 (gene GTPBP4). The coding region runs from base 104 to 2005 and encodes 633 amino acids. Gene Ontology annotation, cellular component: nucleolus. Gene Ontology annotation, biological process: ribosomal large subunit biogenesis. The transcript has 17 exons. NCBI's taxonomy places the organism in Eukaryota, Metazoa, Chordata, Amphibia, Anura, Bombinatoridae. The record is from RefSeq and is a predicted model, not a curated record. Gene Ontology annotation, molecular function: GTP binding; GTPase activity; RNA binding.
UCAUUUGGCUGCUUAGUUACUUCCUUUCAGCUGCUGACUCCUUCCUGUUCCCUCACGCUUCCUCUGAACUUCUACGGGGCCUGGGAGAAUAGCGGCCGCAAACAUGGCCCUCUAUAACUUCAAGAAGAUUAUGGUGGUCCCGCCAGCCAAGGACUUCAUAGACCUAACAUUAUCAAAGACCCAAAGAAAGACACCAACUGUUGUUCACAAACAUUAUCAAAUCCAUCGUAUUCGCCAUUUUUAUAUGAGGAAAGUCAAAUACACGCAGCAAAAUUACCAUGACAGAUUAUCUCAAAUUCUAACUGAUUUCCCCAAACUGGAUGAUGUUCAUCCUUUUUAUGCGGAUUUAAUGAAUGUCCUUUAUGACAAAGACCACUACAAACUGGCCCUGGGACAAAUCAAUAUUGCUAAGAAUCUCAUUGACAACGUGGCCAAGGAUUACGUGAGACUGAUGAAAUACGGGGAUUCCUUGUAUCGAUGUAAGCAGUUAAAGCGAGCAGCUCUGGGGCGCAUGUGCACCAUCAUCAAAAAACAGAAGCAGAGUCUGGAAUAUCUAGAACAAGUACGACAGCAUCUGUCCCGUCUACCAUCCAUUGAUCCCAAUACAAGGACUUUACUUCUGUGUGGGUAUCCUAAUGUCGGCAAGUCAAGCUUUAUAAACAAGGUAACCCGUGCAGAUGUAGAAGUUCAGCCUUAUGCAUUUACCACCAAAUCCUUGUUCGUGGGACAUAUGGAUUACAAAUACCUACGAUGGCAGGUAGUGGACACACCUGGUAUAUUAGAUCAUCCCCUUGAAGAGAGGAACACCAUAGAGAUGCAGGCUAUCACAGCCUUGGCUCACUUACGUUCUGCAGUCUUGUAUGUGAUGGAUGUCUCUGAACAGUGCGGGCACUCCUUAGAGGAACAGCUGGAGCUCUUCAACAACAUUCGUCCUCUGUUUGCUAACAAACCUUUGAUUUUGAUCCUAAACAAAUGUGAUGUCAAGAGAGUUUCUGAACUUUCUGAAGAACAGCAGAAAAUAUUCAAAGAUUUUGAAGAUGAAGGAAUACCUGUAAUUGAGACCAGCACACUCACAGAGGAAGGCGUGAUUCAAGUCAAAACAGAGGCCUGUGAUCGACUUUUGGCUCAUAGAGUGGAAACCAAAAUGAAAGGCAACAAGGUUAAUGAUGUACUAAACAGGCUGCAUUUAGCUGUGCCAAGCAAACGGGACAACAGGGAGAGGCCACCAUUUAUUCCUGAUGGAGCGCUGGUGCGAAGGAAACGCAUGGAAACAGAUGCACCUAAAAAGAGAUUGGAGAAGGAUAUUGAGAUGGAAAUGGGAGAUGAUUAUAUCUUGGAUCUGCAGAAAUAUUGGGAUAUAAUGAAUCCAACUGAGAAGUAUGACAAGAUACCAGAAGUCUGGGAGGGACACAAUAUUGCUGACUACAUUGACCCUGAAAUAAUGAAGAAACUGGAAGAAUUGGAAAAAGAGGAGGAAUUAAAGCAGGCAGCAGGAGAAUAUGAUAGUGACCCUGAGAGUGAGGAUGAGGAAAUGACAAAUAUUCGAGAACUUGCUCAGCAGAUCCGUGAAAAGAAAAAGUUCAAGUUCCUUGAGUCCAAGGAGAAAGAUAAACAUGGGCCAAGGCUGCCCAGAACUGUCAAGAAGGUUGAGCGUAAGACUCUAGAAAAAGAGAUGAGUUCCCUUGGGCUGGAUAUGACUGAAAAGAAUGAGGCUCAUUAUGCUGUACAAGCAAGAUCACGUAGCUUGCAAAGAAAACGUAAGCGUGAUGAAUCUGAAACACCAACUUCAGUUACUCGCAGCAGAAGUAACUCAAGGACCCCACGAGACCAGUCUGGAAUGCGGGAUGUUAAGAUGGUAAAGAAGGCCAAAACAAUCAUGAAGAAAUCUCAGGUGAAAAUGAAUCGUUUUGGCAGGAAAGGAGAAUCUGACAGACAUGUAUUUGAUUUGAAGCCUAAACAUUUACUGGCUGGGAAAAGAAAAUCUGGCAAGACUGACCGAAGAUAACUUUUAUACAAGCAAAACAAAUCAGUGUGUUAAAAUGAAACAUCAAAAGGUGUUAACAAAUACUUAAAUUCAUUACAAUGGUGCCAUGCACUGAACUGGACAGUCUUUCAGCUGAAUAAUAUCUUGUUCAUUUUCUCUUUGCAUUGUUGAUGCCAAAAAACAGUUACAAAAUUGUGAUUUGUCCAAAUAUUAGCUAAUAUUGCAUUUGUCUCUUGUAACUGUAUGUAUUUAAAGGUGCAUACAAAGUCCCUCUUGUAAGUGUCUGUAUUUAAAGGUAAAUACAUAGAGCUUUUUAAGACAUUUAAUUGACCUUUUAAAGAACAGAUGUUAAUACUGCAAUGUAAAACAUGUUAAAUGUAAAGAUACAUCAGUUAUUUUUGUGAUGGCCAAGAAAAUAAAUCUGUUCAUAUUUAUUAAA